Messenger RNA from Megachile rotundata (alfalfa leafcutting bee), 4640 nucleotides. It is a transcript of the gene Uba1, whose product is annotated as ubiquitin-like activating enzyme 1. Gene Ontology annotation, molecular function: SUMO activating enzyme activity. Gene Ontology annotation, cellular component: cytoplasm; SUMO activating enzyme complex. Lineage: Eukaryota; Metazoa; Arthropoda; Insecta; Hymenoptera; Megachilidae. The record is from RefSeq and is a predicted model, not a curated record. Gene Ontology annotation, biological process: protein sumoylation.
UCUCUUGUUGAACGAAGUAUGGGAAACUUCCACACCACGGUUGCUGGUGGUGCGACUGCGAGGGAGUAGCAACAGAGCGGAUGAAAGAACGACAAUCAUUCUUGGAUGGACGGUGGUAUCGUUGUAAAGUGCGGAGACAGUUUAGAACGGGUAAGCUGGAAGCGACGAGGAACGGUGAACGGGAGAGAGGUGCGGCGAGAGAGAGCGGGCGCGUGUGGCAAGGUCGGUGCGUGCGGUGAAAUUGCGAGCUUUAUUAAAGUGCAGUCGGCCGGGUUGAAAAACAAUCGACGGACAUAAUACGGCGCUCCGUGAAGUCCGAUGUCUAGUGCUGAGGUGGUGGAGAGCUCCGUUGACCCCCCAGCCAAGAAGCGACGCGUUGCUGCCACCACGGGAGGAGCCGACGACUCGACGACGAUCGCAGACAUGGCGAAAAAUGGUUCGACGUCCCGGGCUUCUGCCGAAAUCGACGAGGGUCUCUACUCAAGGCAGCUCUAUGUUCUCGGCCAUGACGCCAUGCGUCGCAUGGCAUCCUCCGAUGUCCUGAUAUCCGGUCUUGGCGGUCUUGGUGUUGAAAUUGCAAAGAACGUCAUACUCGGUGGCGUCAAAUCCGUUACAUUGCACGAUGACGCGUUGUGCCAGAUCUCAGACCUCGGCUCGCAGUUCUAUCUUACCGAGGCGGACAUAGGUAAAAAUCGAGCUGUUGCCUGUUGCCAACGUUUAUCAGAACUGAACAAUUAUGUUCCCACCCGUCACCACUCUGGACCCCUAACUGAAUCUUAUAUCAAGAAGUUCAAAGUUGUGGUACUGACUGAAACUCCAUUAAAUGAACAAUUACGUAUUUCUGAAAUUACUCAUGCAAAUGAUAUAGCACUUAUUAUAGCUGAUACCAGAGGUCUAUUUUCCCAAGUUUUUUGUGACUUUGGAAAAGCAUUCACUGUAGUUGAUACUAAUGGUGAACCACCUGUCAGUGCAAUGGUUGCUAGCGUCUCACAAGAUGUCGAAGGUGUUGUCACAUGUUUAGACGAUACACGUCAUGGUAUGGAAGAUGGUGACUAUGUCACAUUCUCUGAAGUGCAAGGCAUGACAGAAUUAAAUGGUUGUGAACCAAUAAAAAUAAAAGUUCUUGGUCCGUAUACUUUCAGCAUUGGAGACACAUCAAAAUAUUCUGAAUACAUAAGAGGUGGUAUAGUAACACAAGUGAAAAUGCCAAAGAUUUUACGCUUUAAUCCUCUGAAGGAAGCUCUGAAGAAACCAGAAUUUCAGAUUACUGAUUUUGGUAAAUUUGAUUAUCCAGAACAAUUGCACUUGGCUUUUAUGGUAUUGCAUCGUUACAUAGAAUCUAAAGAAAGAUUGCCUAGACCCUGGAAUCAUGAAGAUGCAGAUGAAUUUUUAGCUCUAGCUAAAACAGUGAAAGAAGAAAUGGGCAGCGAAAUUGAAAUCAAUGAAACUUUGUUUGAAAUAUUUGCAAAAGUAUCAUCAGGAAGUUUGAAUCCAAUGAAUGCUACCAUUGGAGGAAUUGUAGCACAAGAAGUGAUGAAAGCUUGUUCUGGAAAGUUCCAUCCUAUAUAUCAAUGGUUGUACUUUGACGCUAUCGAAUGUUUACCGGCAGAUCGUUCCGAACUUACAGAGGAAGAUUGCUGUCCUAUUGGAUCACGUUACGAUUCUCAAAUAGCUGUUUUUGGUCGUAAAUUCCAGUCAAAGAUUGGGAGCCUGAAAUAUUUCGUAGUUGGAGCAGGAGCUAUUGGUUGUGAAUUGCUUAAAAACUUUGCAAUGUUAGGAGUUGGUGCUGAGAGUGGUAGCGUGACAAUCACUGACAUGGAUUUGAUAGAGAAAUCCAACUUAAACAGACAAUUCCUAUUUAGGCCAUCCGAUGUUCAGCAAUCCAAAUCAUCAACAGCGGCUAGAGUCAUAAAGAGUAUGAAUCCAGACAUGAAAGUAAUCGCUCAUGAAAACAGAGUUUGUCCAGAAACAGAGAAAAUAUAUAAUGAUGACUUCUUCGAGGUCCUAGAUGGAGUAGCAAAUGCAUUAGAUAACGUAAAUGCUCGUAUUUAUAUGGAUCGUCGUUGUGUAUAUUACAGGAAACCUCUUCUAGAAUCCGGUACUCUAGGUACAAAGGGUAACACCCAAGUUGUUGUUCCAUUUUUAACUGAAUCAUACAGCUCGUCUCAGGAUCCUCCAGAGAAGAGUAUACCUAUCUGCACGUUAAAGAAUUUCCCCAACGCUAUAGAACAUACUUUACAAUGGGCUAGAGAUAAUUUCGAAGGUUUAUUCCGCCAGGCUGCGGAGAACGCUGCUCAAUAUAUAUCCGAUCCACAGUUCGUGGAGAGAACGUUAAAACUGCCCGGAGUUCAGCCAUUAGAAGUAUUAGAAUCAGUCAAAACUGCUUUGGUCGAUGAACGACCAAAAACAUUUGCAGACUGCGUCGCGUGGGCUCGUUGCCACUGGCAAGAGCAGUAUAGCAACCAGAUUAGACAACUCUUGUUCAACUUUCCUCCCGAUCAAGUAACAUCCAGUGGUCAACCAUUCUGGUCUGGACCAAAGAGGUGCCCUGAACCGCUCAAGUUCAACGUAAACGAUCCUCUGCAUUUGGAUUACAUUGUAGCUGCUGCAAACUUAAAAGCAAAAGUUUAUGGAAUUCCCAUCAACAGAAACAGGGAAGAAAUUGCCAGGAUUGUCAGUACCGUGAAAGUACCAGACUUCACGCCAAAGUCUGGAGUAAAAAUUGCUGAGACGGAUUCACAAGUGCAAGUAUCCAAUGGUAGCGGAAAUAUUGAUCACGAAAGACUUAGUCAAUUACAAGAAGAAUUACCCAAGGUAGAUGAGCUUAACGGUCUAGUAAUUCAUCCUCAAGAAUUUGAGAAAGACGAUGACUCCAAUUUCCAUAUAGACUUCAUCGUAGCAGCUUCAAAUCUUCGCGCUGUUAACUACAAAAUCCUUCCCGCCGAUAGACACAAGAGUAAACUAAUUGCUGGCAAAAUAAUACCAGCUAUCGCCACUACCACUUCAGUCGUGGCUGGCCUUGUUUGUCUCGAAUUGAUCAAGUUAACUCGUGGCGUAAAAGAUUUGUCCAUUUUUAAGAAUGGUUUCGUCAACCUGGCUCUGCCAUUCUUUGGCUUCUCAGAGCCCAUUGCUGCACCAAAAUUGAAGUACUACGACACCGAGUGGACACUGUGGGACCGGUUCGAAGUCAAGGGAGAACUAACGCUCAAAGAAUUCUUAGAUUACUUCAAGGAGCAUCAUAAUCUUGAAGUUACCAUGUUAUCUCAGGGUGUCUGCAUGUUGUACUCAUUCUUCAUGGCAAAGCCUAAAUGCCAAGAACGUAUGGGCCUGCUAAUGUCGGAAGUAGUGAAGAAAGUAUCGAAGAAGAAGCUCGAGAGCCAUGUCCGUGCACUGGUGUUCGAACUUUGCUGUAACGACACCGAUGGCAACGACGUAGAAGUACCGUAUGUUCGCUACACCUUGCCAUGAAACGUCGCUCGAAUCACCGAUUAACAAGAGAUGAUGUCUACUUAACUGACUUAGCCGUAGUAAUUUCUACAAAUUUCUAUUUUACAAUACGAUACAGGAAAUCUAUUAAUCUUUGUCUACGUAAGCCUUUUGAAGUAAACUUUAAUUUUUUUUAUUGCCAAUGCUUCGUAGCAUUUAUAAUAGCAAGCAAGCAAGUGCGGGAUCCACUGAGUUUAAUCUUACUAUGAUCUCCCUUUUCGCUGAAAAUCGAUUCCAGGAUUCGCAACCAUUUUUAUUUGUUUUAUUCCUUCAUAUCGCCUCCUGCCGCUGUUAAUCGAGUCUGUUUCUUUUGCUUUUCAAACAGAACUAUUUUCUAGCAAAAACUAGCAUUAAAAUCAUUUAAACUGUCGAUAAAGAGAUAUGUAAGUGAUCGAAAAUUUGUACAAGAGAAUUUGCAUUAUGAUGUUUAUAAAAUGAUGAGGAAGAAGAAAAGGAAAAGUAUGAAAAAAAUGUUGCAGAAGAAUUUUGUCCAUAUUGGAUCAUAAAGGGAAUUGUCAUGGUAAGAAUUGUCUUAGGACUCACUCGUCACGACUUUAUGUAUAGAAUCGAAUGUAAAAAAAUUAUUAAAUGGUAACUCAAUGAUCCUUAGAUAAAUAACGCUAGCACAUUUAAUAUAGGCCAUAGAUAAACGUGAAAAUAAAAAAGCGAACACAAUUGUAUCUUGCCUUCACUGAAUUACCUUUUUCUUUUUUUCUUCUUUUUCUGUUUAAGAUUAUUUUUAUGGUCAAGGGCACGCAUACGAAAACAAAAUAAACCUGCAAACUCUUUUUUUCUCUAUUUCUAUCUAAGUACGCUCUUGCUAUUGAACUCGAUAUAUUAAGACUUUAUGUAAUCAAUAUGUUAUCGACAAUUUUGAUUUGUCCGUUUUAUUUUUGAGUAACGAAUAUACUAUUGGCUAAGGCUGUUUGUUGUUAUAAUAAGGGAUACUGCAUUUAAAUUUGUAAGAACACGUUUUGGAAAAAAGCUUCGAAAAGAAUUUCACACUUUAGACCAAGGAAUACAAGAAAGAAAAAAAUAAGGAAGAUAUUUUGUUAAUUUUAGGAUAAUACGGAUAUUUAUUGUAUUAUUUUAUCAAUAGAUAAUAAAUAGAUGUGUUUGGAUUUUAAGAGACAUGAAAAAUAUAGUAAUGAAAA